AAGUGAACCUGAACAGACUGACCGCGCUGAGGAAAACGGUGUCACACUAAAAUCGGUCCAGCACAUUUGUUUUUUCAUACCAGAUACUUAAUCAACCAACCUGAAAGAUGAAUCGAACGAGGGAAGAAGUUGAGUUGGAAAAGAGUGUCAGGCGACUGAGAGAGAUGUUUCAUGGCCGUAUUGAGAUUGACAAAGCUGUGAUCCUCAUGCAACGCUACGGGAACAACUAUCCAAUGGUGGCGACGUAUGUCGUACUAAUGGCAGAUGAUGACAGGGAACUGGAUGAUGAUGAAAAGACAGCGCUGAAUGACCCUGUAGUAAAGAAUGUGGUUAUGAAACUCAAAGCUGAUGAAAGACAACAGGAAGAAUCGCCACCCAAGCCAUCUGGAUCCAGUGGUGCCCGUCCUUCAGCACAAGCCAAAAAAAAUCCAAAUGAUGACAAGGAUAUAGCGGAGCUCGGGGCUUGUCUACGAGUUCUAGAGCUAACGGAGGCGAACAAACGAAUGUUUGACCAGGCGCAGGAAAACCAGAUCCCUGCUGUCAUACAUCAGUUUGCCUGCGAGUCUUGUGAUAGGGACUGGUGGAGACAUGUGCCACAGAGGAAAAGGGUGUCACGCUGUCACAGAUGUAAAAAAAAGUAUGACCCUGUACCAGCUGACAAAAUGUGGGGUUUCGCCGAGUUUCACUGUCCAAACUGCUCUCGCUCCUUCAUGGGUUUUGGUCGGAUGGAUGGAUGCUCCCCUUGUUACGGCUGUCGCUCAGCCAUAUUCCCAACAAGAAUUGUGCCACCAAGGAAGAACAGGACGAUGCCUGGACAGAGAAGAAAAAAUCAGCACAGCUGCUUAGCUGAAGAUUGUUUUAAUAGAAUGGAGCCCCAUGUGCCUGGUACCGAAUGCGUCCACCCACGUAGCAGACAGAAGAACAGGAAGCCACGGGUGGUGUACCCUAGCCCUGCUCAUAUAAGCAGUGGAUCCACUGUAAACACUUGCCUAAGUCAGGGUAGUCUGCUGGAGAGCCUCAAUGAGCUCAUCUUGGAUGACAUUAAAGAGGAGUCUGAUGAAGAGUCAGACAGCAGCAGCUGAGGCACUACAGGAAAUUAUUGCAACAGGGUUUCCCCCUCUUGAAUGGCACGGUGUUGCUUCGAGUGACAACGGCUCUUAUGACAUAAUUCCAAAUUAUGUACUCAAAGUAACAAAUGCAUGUUUGAAUAUUUAAAUACAUAAUGCACUACAAGCUGCAUAAAUUCUGCAGCAAGCAAAUCAUUUUAGUUUUUAACCAAUCUGGAUUGGAAUUAAUCUUUUUUACCAUCUUCCCCUGCACUUUUGGGGAAAUAAACAUCAUAUUUCCAUUUUGUUUAACUGUAGUAGAAAACAUUUUGUUGCCGGCUGCAUAAAAUUACAACUUUCAAACUAAACAGAUGCCGCCGGUGAACAAGUGCAUUGAUAAUCAAAUGCACAAUUAGCACUUUGUAUCACAGAUCAAUGGAAAGGAGGAGGCGAGAACCGGCUUGGCAAUAUAAAUAAUAUUUGAAUGAUAAACUUCAACAAAAGACAAAAACACACACAUGACGGACAUGCCCGUAAAUGAUCUCUCUCACCCGCACCAUCCUCUGCAGUUGGCCUUUAUCCCUCUUGGAGGUUUAAUUAGCCUGAUAAGGGACCGGGUGUAUAUAAUCUCGAUCCGGCCCUGCCCUGUCACAUUCCUCCCUCGUUCUCUCAGGCCGGGAGGCUCCCGGCAUGACGAACAUCCCCCCCCCCCUUUCCCUGGGGGAGGGUGUGCCUUCCGCCCCAUCUGCCGGCAGGUCAUCCCCAUCUACCUGGAUGAGGGAGGGGACAAGGGGAGGGAAACAGAAACACUGUAAAAUUUAAAAGAUAGGGAAAAGGCCAACGGAGAGAGAUGAAGAAAAAACGUACUCGCCGGUUCUCUGAUACACCGUCGCAUGUUCCUCGAUCACUUCUCCACCCUCUCAGGCGGACGACAGCCGCUCCUCCCCGGGCGGACCAGAGUCAGACCCAUGACCCCUGGUGGACAGAACGCCCCUCGGCGUCCCGGCGACUCAUGGGGACACUCCUCCGCCCCUGGCAGUGGGCCUACCACUCCAGGCGGUCGGGGAGUCACUUCCCUCCUCCCCGCGCGGACGGCGGUCUUCUUUCGACCCCUCCGCGUUUCUGGGGGAUGGCAGGGCUCUCCUCCGCCCCUGGCAGCGGCUCCAUCGCUCCAGGCGGUCGGGGAGUCCAGUCCCCACUCGCCUUGCGGACGGCGGCUGUUCACCGCGUCCGAGCGGUUGGGCUACUCCAUCCCCCGGUGGAUGGGAGCGGCGCACCCCGGGGUGGACGGCAGUGUCGAGGACUCCACGACGAGCAUCCCUCCUCCUUCCCAGAUUUCGGCACCAGUGUAACGCAGUUUAAUGGAAAGGAGGAGGCAAGAACCGGCUUGGCAAUAUAAAUAAUAUUUGAAUGAUAAACUUCAACAAAAGACAAAAACACACACAUGACAGACAUGCCCAUAAAUGAUCUCUCUCACCCGCACCAUCCUCUGCAAUCGGCCUUUAUCCCUCUUGGAGGCUUGAUUAGCCUGAUUAGGGACCAUGUGUGUAUAAUCACGACCUAAUUUUUUUUUUAUCUUGAUUCCUCUAGCCCACCAUUCUGUUUGUUGGUAAAUGUUUUUUGCACCAAAUCAUUACAAAAUAUUACUAAAGAUGGGAGCUGCUUUUGUUUGCCUUCUUAAAUGAAUUGUAGACCACACUUUAGAACCAACAUAAAAUUACACAGUACAACACACCAAAGAACAUAGCUUGUUUAACUCUCACAUGCCAAACUGUGAUUCUUUGUUUUAUGAACUCUUUUUCUAGGUUUACAUUUCUUUAAAAUCCUGUUUGUUCGGGAUAACACAGCUAACAAAAGGCAGCCGCUUAAAAGGAAAUGCACCCACUCCUGAUGAAUAACAGAUUUGGUGUUAUGUCAGCUUUACGUAAAAAAAGUACAAGAGUUGGUGUACUCCGUUUCUGUUUGAACAAUUCCUUCAAACAGAAAAUCUGUUCAUUUAUUGGAGGAAGAUUUCAGGGAAACAUGUAUGGAUAAAUUAUAGCCAAAGACAAUACCAAAAAAAAGCUUAUAAUGUUAGAUUAUGUCAGAAUAAAAUGUAAUGUAGAAAUAGAGUGAGCUUUGAUGAGCAGAUCUGUUGGCUCGUCCAGUUUUGCCUUUGUUGUCAUAUCUUUGUGGGUCUGUACAUUAUUAUAAAUAACCAACAAUAAUUAACCAAUGUUAUUCAAUAAAACAGAUGUGAGUGGAAUGAACUCUUUUAAACUAUAACAGCCUAGAGGAUUUGUAGGCACAAAGCUACAGCCAACAGAUGUAAAACCAUGAACAAAAGGAUAUCAGAUUGCACCAAGAACAAACAAGAGACAAAGAUUUGUGCUCCUAACACCUAAACCAUUGCAUGCACUCUGAAUUAAAUAUGGAGAACUCUUUCCUUAUUAUGGUCCUAAAUUCAGUCAUGAAACUCUACAUGGUGCAAGCUGAUAGGUUCUCUGAUCUUUUAAUUGCCUCAGCUGGUUUCACUGCAGUGCACAAUGAGAGUUGUCUAUCUGAAACCCUCCUCCUCCCCAGCACCAUUUGUCUAGAUUUACUUCAAGGGGAUUGUGAAGAUGUCUAAUUGUGCAGCAGGCAGCAACAUGUCUUCAAUGCUCAGAGCAAGUCUGUUUGUUUUAGUUGUAGCAAGCCAUUAUACUUGCUCUGCAUGACUGAAUUCUAAUAAACAUAAUAAUGAACUAAUAACUCAAAUUAAAAGUCUAGUUCUGAGUGUUAAAGAGGAUUUUACUUCCAACUAUGAUCGCAAAAAAGUAAAUUUAGCCUACUUAAACACCUGGAUAUCUGUAAAGACUGGACAGUUUUGUGAUCAGUCUGUGGUCAAGGGUUAUGUUGGUUUAUUUUGCAUCAGUGCUCUCAUACUUCCACUGACAGUAACAAGAUUUUAUCAGUAUCGAGACAUUACAUUUACAUUCAUUCAAUUAGCAGAUGCUUUUACCCAAAGCGACUUACAAUGAGGAAUACAGCAAAUUUGAUUAAUCCUAAGGAUGCAAUAAUAUGAGAAGUGCUGCAAUACUAAGUUUCAAAUUGCUCAGAGAAGUGCACUUAGA
This is a messenger RNA of Xyrauchen texanus (razorback sucker), 4138 nucleotides long. Its product is annotated as shiftless antiviral inhibitor of ribosomal frameshifting protein homolog. Gene Ontology annotation, molecular function: ribosome binding; sequence-specific mRNA binding. Lineage: Eukaryota; Metazoa; Chordata; Actinopteri; Cypriniformes; Catostomidae. The coding region runs from base 108 to 1082 and encodes 324 amino acids. The transcript has 10 exons. The record is from RefSeq and is a predicted model, not a curated record. Gene Ontology annotation, biological process: innate immune response; viral translational frameshifting.